GAACCACUCAUUCUGACAGUUCACAAAGAAACUGAGCAUUCACAGGGAAACACUCUGUGGGUCAGUACCUUGUGGGAUUUCUGUGCAGUUUUCUUUAAAGAAGCACAGACAUGCUUGGCCCUCAGCUGCUGCUUUUGGGUUGCUUGGUGUGGGGGGCUCUAGGCAGGACAGCCAAUCUCAGAAAGGGUAAUGACAGGAACGGCAGAUGCCUCUACACUUUCACUGUGCACAGCCCCAAUGAGUCCAGCUGUCCGGGAUCUGGCGAAGCCAAUUCAGCCAUCCAGGAGCUCCAGAGAGAUAGCAGUGCCCAGCAAUCAGAGUUAGAAGCUGCAAAAAUCCGACUCAGUGUCCUGGAGACCCUGGUGAAGCAACUGAGAGGGGAUGAAAGUCCUGGUCUCAUGCCUCCAGCUGUACAGGAGAUGCAAAGAGAACUGGACAACCUGAGGAGGGAGAAAACCAGCCUGGAGGCUGACUAUAACAACUUCCUCCAGGAAAAAGCUUCCCUGGAGAAGGAGAAAAGGCAACUAGAGAAUGAGAACAGAAACCUGGCAAGGAGGCUGGCAAACAGCCAACGGGAGCUGGAAAUGCUAAGACUGGGCCAGUGUCCUCAAGUCAAAGAAACAGCAGCUGACAUUUCCCAGGGUUCCAAGGAAGUUUCUAAAUGGGGUGUACAGAAUUUAGACUACCAAGAACUGAAGUCUGAAUUAAGUGAGGUUCCUGCUUCUCAUAUCUUCAAAGAGAAUUCAACCAAUCAUUCUGGUACUAAAGAUGUGGACAAUGGAUGUGGAGAACUCGUCUGGGUAGGCGAACCUAUCACUUUGAGAAAGGCAGAGACAAUUGCUGGCAAGUAUGGUGUGUGGAUGAGAGACCCCGAGCCUAUGUACCCCUACACUCGGGAGACCACUUGGAGAGUUGACACAGUUGGCACAGAUAUUCGUCAGGUCUUUCAGUACGACCAGAUCAGCCAGUUCAUGCGGGGCUAUCCUUCCAAAGUUCAUGUGCUGCCCAUCCCAAUGGAGAGCACAGGUGCUGUGGUUUACCGUGGAGCCCUCUAUUAUCAGAAACAUACAUCUAGAAUUGUGAUUAAGUAUGACCUGAAGACUGAAAGUGUGAAGGCUCAGAAGGAGAUUCCCAAUGCUGGCUAUCAUGGACAGUUCCCUUAUUCUUGGGGUGGCUAUACAGACAUUGACUUGGCAGUGGAUGAAACAGGACUAUGGGUCAUCUACAGCACAGAAGAAGCCAAGGGAGCUAUUGUCCUUUCCAAAAUGAAUCCAGACACACUAGAACUCAAACAAACCUGGGAGACCAACAUUCGAAAGCAAUCGGUGGCCAACUCAUUCAUAAUCUGUGGCACUCUGUACACUGUCAGCAGCUAUUCAAUGGCCGAUGCCACCAUUAACCUGGCUUAUGAUACCAGUGCCAGGAGCAGCAAGGCCUUGACCAUCCCAUUCAAGAACCGGUAUAAAUACAGCAGCAUGGUUGAUUACAAUCCUGCUGAAAAGAAGAUCUUCUCAUGGGAUAACUUCAAUAUGGUGGAAUAUGACAUAAGGCUCUCUCAGAUGUGAAACACAUCAGAGCUAUCCUAGGAAUUAGAGGAAGACACAAUCCUCAGUACUAACUAGGAACUCAAGGACGGGAGGAGGCGGAGGGAAAAGCAAGCUGUCCUAUGCUCAUCCUGGUUUUUUGUGCUUUCUGUUUUCAUAAACUCAGAAGAAUUCACCUUUUCAUAACACUUGGCUCUGAAGUAAUAACAUUUUGCCCACUAGGGGGACUGAAGGGAGAGAAGGAAGGAAGGGUAAGAAGAUGGGUACAGUCACAAGUGUUGAUUGAAUACAUGAUAGGUUCUGCUCAAAACUAGCCAUGCUUUUAUGAAGAAUACCAAAUGGCUGAAGAAUCACACCUUUGGAGGGCUUCCUGAGGAAAGCAAUAGGGGAAGAAGCUGAUUGUUUGACGAGUGGUUUAGCCAAGACCAGCCAUUCCAUUGCUUUGGGUGGUGGCUUUGUGAGUCCAUCAGCAUGGAUUCUCCCUCCAUGGAUGGGAUUGCACCACUCCUCCAUACCUGCUCAUCCUCCUUGAUUCUCAUUCAUGUUUUCCUAUAAAUUUAUCACCAAAGACUGCCCGACUUGCUGGGGUGGGGGGAGCAAGGGGAAUCUUCCACUGUUAUUUUAAUUUCGUGGGGCUUGUAGAACUGCAAUAUAUAACACAAAGCCAGCAACUCAGAGUGAAGAGAAGCAUCCUAGUGCCUAUGCCGGGCUUUGAUUCAGAGACAAUGUAUUCACAAGGGUAGCUCCUACUGUCUCUGAUUGUGCCCACUGGUGCCUUUUCA
Molecule: messenger RNA, 2326 nt
Organism: Vombatus ursinus (common wombat)
Lineage: Eukaryota; Metazoa; Chordata; Mammalia; Diprotodontia; Vombatidae
Gene: MYOC
Product: myocilin
Exons: 3
Coding region: 111-1565 (484 amino acids)
Biological process (GO): signal transduction; osteoblast differentiation
Cellular component (GO): Golgi apparatus
Source: RefSeq, a predicted model, not a curated record